Cornus florida is the source of this 816-nucleotide messenger RNA. RefSeq lists its product as uncharacterized. NCBI's taxonomy places the organism in Eukaryota, Viridiplantae, Streptophyta, Magnoliopsida, Cornales, Cornaceae. The coding region runs from base 1 to 816 and encodes 271 amino acids. The record is from RefSeq and is a predicted model, not a curated record. The transcript has 2 exons.
AUGCGUACUUGGAAAAUGAUGAAGAAAGCGAAUAAAGAUAUGAACGCAACUGAAAAUAAGAAGAAUGCACUAAGAUGGACAGAAGAAAUGGAUGAAGUAUUAAUUGAUGCAUUGUUGGAGCAAGAAGAAAAUGGUAAUAGAGUUGAUGGAACAUUCACCUCUACAGCAUAUUCAAAUGUUGUAAAAAAAUGCACUGAAAAAAUUGGUUAUCCAUUUGAUAAGGACCACAUAAAAAACUGGAUGAAAACCUUGAAACUUAACUUCAAUGCAUUUUAUGAUCUAUUCAAAAAUUUAAGUGGAUUUUCAUGGAGUCCAGAAACAAAAUUGUUCGAGGCAGAACCCGAAGUUUGGAAGGCCCUUAUAGAGGCAAAGCCAUCAGCAUCGAAAUGGAGGCAUACUAAAAUAAAAUUUUAUAAGAAAUUGUAUGAUCUUUUUGCAAAAGAUAGAGCUAAUGGUGAUGGCACUGUAAGUGCAAAAGCAAAAGUUCAAGGAUGGGCAAGAGAUGGAAGUUCGAACCAAGCUAAUAAAAAUUCAAACAAUAAUGAAAAAAAUUCUCCCAUGAGUGCAUCUUCUCAACCAAAUUCAGAAGCUGUUACAUCUUCAAGGGGCACAAAAAGAAAGGAGUCGGUGAUUAAUUUAUUUGAGAAAGAGUGUGAAGUUAUCGGAGGUGGAAUUAACAAAGUAGCAGAGGCAAUCGAGAAGGGAAAUCUUGUUGCGGAAAGAGGGCUUGCAAUUGUAGAAAAAAGAAUUGCUAUUUUUUUGAGAGAGCUCGACCACGUUACUAUUCAGAAGAUGAAGUGUUUGCAGAAUUGUUAA